Molecule: messenger RNA, 1657 nt
Organism: Ostrea edulis (European flat oyster)
Lineage: Eukaryota; Metazoa; Mollusca; Bivalvia; Ostreida; Ostreidae
Product: carbohydrate sulfotransferase 15-like
Exons: 9
Coding region: 341-1588 (415 amino acids)
Biological process (GO): hexose biosynthetic process
Molecular function (GO): N-acetylgalactosamine 4-sulfate 6-O-sulfotransferase activity
Source: RefSeq, a predicted model, not a curated record
UAUUUACUUAAACUGGAUAUCGAUCGACUUAACAAAGUACUGUAUUGUCAACCGUUCAAUCUAAACUUUACGAUGACCACAUGACGAUUACUUAUUUUUUACAAUGUCUUAACGCUAGUGGUUCCCUGAUGAAGGAUGAAAUGAGUGUGAUACAAUAUAUCAAAAGGGCAUAUUAAAACCAAUCAGUUUGUGCUUAUUCGUCAAUGAAUGGGAGUCAAUCCGUCAUCAAAAACGGAAAAUACAUUUGUCGGGAACAUGGAUAUGUCUCCUUUGUGAAUAUAGAAGAUGCGGCAGAUCGAAUGAUCUCUAUCGGAGUUUGUGGUGAUCCUUUAAACUCAGUAUGAAGUGGGGACGGAUAUUGAUCUGUAAGAUGGUGAAAUGGAAGUCGACUUCUAUCAUUUGCCUUAUCCUCGGUGUUUUGAUCGUCAUUCAAUACUUCGCCGCCACACGGUUCAGCGAUCUCCUCCACCACAAAGCCCCUCCAGAUUAUCAAUGUGGUGUUCAUAGAAGACUUGGUGUUGUGGAGGAUAUUCUCUGUCAAGAGAAAAAGAAGUUCUUGCCGAAUUUCAAGAACCCGUGUUGGUAUGACCCUGAUGAAAACCUGAUGUACAGCAGGCUCCGGUGCCUACCGUACUUCCACAUUUUUGGUGUUUGUAAAUCCGGCACCACAGAUUUAUUUCAUCGAUUAAAACAGCAUCCCCAGAUCGUAGGGAAUAGAGGACUGCUCUCCAAAGAGACAUGGUUCUGGUCUUGGCAUCGAUACGGUAUAGCUUUUCCAAAUGGAAGCAAUGAAGUGUAUCUGGAGGAGACCCCAACCUUGAAUUACUUUAUUGGUUACUUUCAAAUUCCAAAGAUAUGGGAAAUGAAAGUAUCUACAGAUGGAUCUCGGUAUUCAGAUAUCAUCACGGGUCAUGGGGACCCAAUGGAUUUUUGGGACAACAGAUUCUGGCGACAUAUCCCUCAAAACGAUGAGGGCGCUUCCGAGCCUACAUACACCACAGCAAAUCUGGUACACCAUGUUCAACCCAACAUGAAACUCAUCCUCCUGCUGCGGGACCCAGUAGAAAGAUUAUACAGCCACUAUUACCACCAACGUCUCGGGACUUCCCCGGAGGACUUCCAUGUCGAUGUGUCUGCCUCUAUUCGUCAUUUAGCUCGAUGUGAGAGACAGAACACCCUGCGUUCUUGUCUAUACAACCAAUCUCUACUUCAGAACAUGCCAACCCACCUCUACGCCUCGUUUUACGACGUCCACAUAACUAACUGGUUGAAUGUAUUCCCCAGGAGCCAGAUAUUUAUAACCAGAACGGAGGAUUUCUCCAGAGAUAUAAAACGUCAUCUUUUACAUCUUUUCAAAUUUCUGGAUGUGGGUGAUGUUCCAGAAAAAGUUUUAAACAAAAUGUCGGAUAUGUCUCACCGAUACAGAUCCAUAUUCAAAGUUAAAGCAGGUCCGAUGCUGAAUAGGACUAGACGCAUGCUUAUAGACUACUUCCGGGAGCCAAUGAAGAGGCUGUCAUCCAUUCUUAAUGACCCUAGGUAUACUUGGGAUGAUGUGUAUAAAGAAUUAUAUUCGGAACGGUUACAUUGAUAUUCACUGUUGACAAAAAAGGGAAUAAAAAGUCAAAAUUUUGCAAAUGAAAUAUUUUUUUAAAAUUUA